Molecule: messenger RNA, 775 nt
Organism: Clarias gariepinus (North African catfish)
Lineage: Eukaryota; Metazoa; Chordata; Actinopteri; Siluriformes; Clariidae
Gene: mllt11
Product: MLLT11 transcription factor 7 cofactor
Exons: 2
Coding region: 108-362 (84 amino acids)
Biological process (GO): apoptotic signaling pathway; positive regulation of mitochondrial depolarization; positive regulation of DNA-templated transcription
Cellular component (GO): cytosol; nucleoplasm
Source: RefSeq, a predicted model, not a curated record
GACUGGAGCCGGCCGGAGACAGCAGCAGCGCGCGCACGCCUUAUAAUACACACAUUCAUCACCGAGAGCGGAAUAAAAAAGCUUCGAGAUCACAGAUAAAGAUUAAAAUGUUGGACAUCACAAGCAACCAGUUCGACUCGUUCCUGUUCUGGAGGCAGCCCAUCGCCACCCUCGAUCUGUCCGAGCUCGAGGACCUGGGACUUGCCGAGCCGAAAUCCAAAGACGGGAAAAAGGGAAAGAGUUUCCCUAAACUUGAUGAAGGCGACAAUGACCUGGGGCUGUCCGAAUUCUCCACCUUCAACUACUGGAAGGAGCCGAUCGCCAGCAUCGACAUGCUGGAUUUAAAUCUGCUAUUGCUGUGAAACUGUUCCCUCACAUGGCUACAAGCCCACCCCCUUCCCCAUGUCUGGCACCACAGCUCCACCCCCACACUUACAGCUUCUCCCCUGACACUGCACGCCUACUGAUUAUGCUUAAUCAAUUUAUCUUCUUUUCAUGUGUUUUCUGUCCUAAUGCAGACUGGAGUCUCAAGUGUUAAAGUAAAAGUAAAGAAAGCAAAAUAAAAUUUUUCAUGGAUAUGGAAGUGUAAAAGAGCAGCAGCUCAUGAGCAUGCAUCCCGCAGAUCACUCACACACAAAGUGGCUGCGUUUGCAUCAGCUGUAAAUUGUAUUAUUCUGAUUCUCAGUGUUCCAGUCCUGUGUGACGAUUUAUAAUGCCUUUUAUUAAACAUGGCCAAGUGAAAUGUGAAUAAAGGACAGAAGUGUUUUCUCAAUGA